Molecule: messenger RNA, 1665 nt
Organism: Closterium sp. Yama58-4
Lineage: Eukaryota; Viridiplantae; Streptophyta; Zygnematophyceae; Desmidiales; Closteriaceae
Source: the annotation of a GenBank genome assembly
AUGGUGAGAAGCCUCCCGUCGGGCUCAUCUCAGCCCCCCGUCGCCCACAUUUUCAGCUUCCCGUCGCCCACAUUUCAGCUUCCCGUCGCCCACAUUUCAGCUUCCCGUCGCACGCAUUUCAGCGGCCCGCGGCACGCAUUUCAGCUUCCCGUCGCACGCAUUUCAGCUUCCCGUCGCACGCAUUUCAGCUUCCCGUCGCACGCAUUUCAGCUUCCCGUCGCCCACAUUUCAACUUCCCGACGCCCACAUUUCAGCUUCCCGUCGCACGCAUUUCAGCUUCCCGUCGCACGCAUUUCAGCUUCCCGUCGCACGCAUUUCGCGGCCCGUCGCCCUCGUAUCCAAUAUUUCGAGACGCCCACACUUCCCGAGUCUGGUCGCCCUCCAUUCCCUUCCCGAGAACCCUCAUUACCGGACCCGUCGGCCACAAAUCCCUUCCCGUCGCCCCAUUUCCCUUCCCGUCGCACUCACUUCCGUUUCUGUCGCCCUCGUUUCCCUUCCCGUCGCCCACAUCACCCUUCCCGUCGCACUAAUUUCCCGUCCCCUCUCACACAUUUCCACCCCGUCGCCCUCCCCUCAUUUCCCCUCUCGUCGCCCUCGUUUCCCUGCCCAUCGCCCACAUUUCGCUACCUGUCGCUCACAAUUCCCUACAUCCCCCCUUCCUCCCAUCCGCCCUUCCCCUCGUCCGCCCUUCUCUCACAUCCUCUCUCCCUCUCAUCCGCCCCUCCUGUCGUCCUCAUUUCCACUCGUCAUCCCUACCCUUCUUUCGCCACGCGCCCUCAUCCGCCCUCCCCCUCAUCCGCCCUCCCCCUCGUCCGCCCUCCCUCUACGGGGGCCUUCUUCUCGUCCUCCCUCCCCCUCAUCCGCCCUCCCCCUCAUCCGCCCUUCAUCUCAUCCAACCUUCAAUGCAUCCCCCCUUCCUCUCAUCCUCCUUUCCUCUCAUCCGCCCUUCCUCUUAUCCUCCUCUCCUCUCAUCCGCCCUUCCUCUCAUCCUCUCACCUUCUUAUCGUCUCUCCCUCACAUCCUCCUUUCUCUCAUCCACCCUUCUUCUCGUCCUCCCUCCCCAUCAUCCGCCCUCCCCCUCAUCCGCCAUUCAUCCCAUCCGCCCUUCCCCCCAUCCGCCCUUCAUCUCAUCCUCUGUUCCCCUCUUCCCCCCUUCCUCUCGUGGUGGUUCCCUCUCAUCCCCCCUUCCUCACGUCCUCCUGUCCUCUCAUCCGCCCUUCCCCACGUCCUCCCUUCCUCUCGUCCUCUCUCCCCUACUUCCGCCCCCCCCCCCCCCCACCGCCCUCCCUAUCAUCCACCCUUCCUCUUGUCCACCCGUCUUCUCGUCCUCCCACCCCCUCAUCCGCCCUUCCUCUCAUCCAACCUUCCUCUCGUCCACCCUUCCUAGCAUCCUCCCUUCCUCUCAUCCGCCCUUCCUCGCAUCCUCCCUUCCUCUCGUCCACCCUUCCUCUCAUCCCCUCCUGCUCUCAUCCUCCCUUCGUCCCAUCCGCCCUUCCUCUUAUCCUCUCUCCUCAUCCUCCCUUUCUCUCAUCCUCCCUUCCUCUCCUCCUCCAUUCCUCUCAUCCCCCCUUCCCCACAUCCUCCUUUCCUCUCAUCCUCCCUUCCUCCCAUCCGCCCUCAUUUCCCUUCCAGUCGUUCCUCAUUUCCCUACCUGUCGCUCCUUAA